Messenger RNA from Labrus bergylta (ballan wrasse), 4568 nucleotides. NCBI's taxonomy places the organism in Eukaryota, Metazoa, Chordata, Actinopteri, Labriformes, Labridae. The record is from RefSeq and is a predicted model, not a curated record.
AUCUUCUCUUUUGACCCUUUUGUCUGUGAUCUGUUUAAUAUGCCUUGAAUCUCACUAACCCUGGAUGUUUGUUUCCUUCCCUCCUCUCCUCCUCUCCUCUCCUUUGACCUUUGUUCCUCCUCCUCAGACCACGGCCAGAAGGCCCAAGCAGCCCAGCCGGACUGCGGGCACGGCUGGAAAGGGCGCCGCGUCGGGCUCGGCCUCGGCCUCUGCCGGGGAGAUGAGCAGCAGUGAGCCCAGCACGCCGGCACAGACUCCUCUGGCGGCUCCCGUCAUCCCCACCCUCCACUCGCCAGGAAACCUUCCAGCUCCUGGCCCCAGCAAGGAGGAGGAGGCGCUGCGUGGUCAGCUGAAGGACCUGGAGGAGAAGCUGGAGACGCUGAAGAUGAAGCGGACGGAGGACAAGGCCAAGCUGAAGGAGCUGGAGAAACACAAGAUCCAGCUGGAGCAGCUGCAGGAGUGGAAGAGCAAGAUGCAGGAGCAGCAGGCCGAGCUGCAGAAACAACUCAAAGAGGCCAAGAGGGAGGCAAAAGAAGCGCAGGAGGCUAAGGAGCGCUACAUGGAGGAGAUGUCGGACACGGCGGACGCCAUCGAGAUGGCCACGCUGGAUAAGGAGAUGGCCGAGGAGAGGGCGGAGUCUCUGCAGCUGGAGGUCGACUCGCACAAGGAGAAAGUGGACGAGCUCACCAUGGACCUGGAGAUCCUGAAGCACGAGAUCGAGGAGAAAGGGUCGGACGGCGCGGCGUCCAGUUAUCACGUCAAACAGCUGGAGGAGCAGAACGGCCGACUGAAGGAGGCGCUGGUCAGGAUGCGUGACCUGUCGUCGUCAGAGAAGCAGGAACAUGUGAAGCUGCAGAAGCAGAUGGAGAAGAAGAACGUGGAGCUGGACGCUCUGAGGAGCCAGAAGGAGAAACUGCAGGAGGAGAUGUCGGCGGCCGAGAAGACGAUCGACGAGCUGAAAGAACAGGUGGACGCGGCUUUGGGGGCGGAGGAGAUGGUGGAGACUCUGACGGAGAGGAAUCUGGACCUGGAGGAGAAAGUCCGGGAGCUGAGAGAGACGGUCACCGACCUGGAAGCGAUCAACGAGAUGAACGACGAGCUGCAGGAGAACGCCAGAGAGACGGAGCUGGAGCUGAGGGAGAUGUUGGACCUGGGCGGGGCUAAAGUCAGAGAGUCAGAGAAACGCGUCGAAGCCGCUCAGGAGACGGUGGCCGAUUACCAACAGACCAUCCAGAAGUACCGCGAGCUCACAGCUCACCUGCAGGAGGUGAACAGAGAGCUGACCAGCCAGCAGGAGGCGUCGGCGGAGCUGCAGCAGCAGCCGGUCGCAGAGAUGUUUGAUUUCAAGAUUAAGUUUGCAGAGACGAAGGCGUACGCCAAGGCGAUCGAGAUGGAGCUGAGGAAGAUGGAGGUCGGUCAGGCCAACAGACACGUCUCUCUUCUGACCUCCUUCAUGCCCGAGUCGUUCCUCCGUCACGGCGGCGACCACGACUGCAUCCUGGUGCUGCUGCUCAUCCCCAGACUCAUCUGCAAGGCGGAGCUGAUCAGCAAACAGGCUCAGGAGAAGUUCGACCUGAACGAGAGCUGUGUGGAGCGAGCCGGGAUGAAGGGAGCGGCCGGCGAGCAGCUGAGCUUUGCAGGCGGUUUGGUUUACUCGCUCUGUCUGCUGCAGGCCACGCUGCAUAAAUAUGAACAAGCUCUGACUCAGUGCAGCGUGGACGUCUACAAGAAGAUCGGUACUCUCUACCCGGAGAUGAGCGUCCACGAGCGAUCUCUGGAUUUCCUCAUCGACCUGCUGCACAAAGACCAGCUGGACGAGACGGUCAACGUGGAGCCGCUCACCAAGGCCAUCAAAUACUAUCAGCACCUGUACAGCAUCCACCUGGCAGAUCAGACUGAGGACUGCACCAUGCAGCUGGCCGAUCACAUCCGAUUUACCCAGAGUGCCUUGGACUGCAUGGCGGUGGAGGUGGGUCGUCUGCGGGCGUUCCUGCACACCGGUCAGGAGAAGGCGGACCUCGCCGUGCUGCUGAAGGACCUGGAGACGUCCUGCAGCGACAUCCGACAGUUCUGCAAGAAGAUCAGGCGCAGGAUGCCGGGAACGGACGCGCCGGGGAUCCCUGCUGCGCUCAACUUCGGACUGCAGGUGUCAGACACGCUCUCAGACUGCAGGAAACACCUGACCUGGGUGGUUGCCGUGCUGCAGGAGGUGGCAGCAGCCGGAGCUCAGAUGAUGUCGCCGCUCGGCGAGCAGGAGGGGCUGGCGGCCGUCAAACUGGAGGAUGUGGCGUUCAAGGCCGGAGAGCAGAUUUACGGAUCGCAGGGAGCCAACCCGUACGAGUAUCUGCGUCAGUCCUGUGGCAUGGUCAUAGCAACCAUGAACAAGAUGGCCACCGCCAUGCAGGAGGGAGAAUACGACUCUGAGAAGCCUCAAAGCAAGAAUCCUCCUCCUGUGGACGUGCGGUCUGCGGCCCUCCGGGCUGAGAUCACCGACGCAGAGGGUCUCGGUUUGAAGCUGGAGGACAGAGAGACGGUCAUCAAAGAGCUGAAGAAGUCUCUGAAGAUCAAGGGGGAGGAGCUGAGCGAGGCGAACGUCCGUCUCAGCCUGCUGGAGAAGAAGCUGGACAGUUCGUCCAAAGACGCAGACGAGCGCGUUGAAAAGAUUCAGACCCGACUGGACGAGGCGCAGACGCUGCUGAAGAAGAAAGAGAAGGAGUUCGAGGAGACGAUGGACGCUCUGCAGGCCGACAUCGACCAGCUGGAGGCGGAGAAGGCGGAGCUGAAGCAGAGAAUCAACAGCUCCUCCAAGAUGACCGUCGACGGGCUGAGAGGAACCGGCCCGUCGGGAAUCGCCUCCAUCGUCACGGGAAUAUCAGGAGAGGAACAAAAAGCGAACAUGAUCUCUGGCGUCGGUUCCGGCUCGGGCGUCCAGGUGAUCGACUCUCCUCUGCUGACUCAGCAGAUCGAAGCUCAGAGACUCUGCAUCAAACACCUGAAGAACGACAACAACCGACUGAAGGCAGAGAAGAUGCGUGCUCAGCUCGCCGCUCUGCCUCCUCUUCACGUGACCAAACUUCCCUCGAAAGACGGUCGGCCUGAAGUGCUCUCCAGCGCCCUCUACCGCAAAACGGACCAGCUGCUGGAGACUCUGCUGCAGAUGAGCGCCAACGUCAAGGUGGUCGACAUCACGGGGAAAUCUCCAGUGACUCCUGGUGCUCAGCUGCUGGAACAGACGGCAAGAUUACAGUCACUCAGUGACACACUGGGCCGACUGAAGGAUGAAGUAGCGGAGCACGUCGUCAACCAUCAACCCGGCGCUCGAAUCUCGUCUGAUUUCGCAACUUUUCCUUCGACCACGUUUGUGAAGGCGAAGGAGGAGAAGCAGGGCGACGCGGUCCUGGUGGGUCGGGUCAUGCUGCCGUGCGCCCGCGGUCAGGAGCAGGUCCAUCGACUCGUCCUGUCACAGAAUCAGCUGCAGAGAGUUCACAGUCUGCUGAAGACCUGACGGACACCUGAUCCCUGAACCCUCAUCUUCAUCAUCAUCUUCAUCCUCCUCAGCUUAGCAGUCUGGUUUCCACUCCACGGCCAAACAAGGGAAACCAGGAAGUAUUUAAAAAAACACUACUGUGAUCAUAACCUGCAGGAACGUAUAUUUAAUCGUAUUUAUAAAAGAGUCAGGACCGAGUCUGAUCUCAAGAUCACUUUGGAGGUUCAAUAUUUGGACUGAAACGAAAUCCUUAAAGUCGAAUCAAUCAAUCUGUCACUGAUCCAUAAAUCUUUAAAUUAGAAACCGUUUUAUCUGAAGAUGCCCCUUUAGUGACAUCAUAAUGUGCACAGUGAGGAGGUUCCUGGUUUGAAUCCCUGUCUGACAGGAGCCUCUCUGUGUGGAGUUUGCAUGUUCUCUCCGGCUUCCUUCCACAGUCGUGCUCGUUAGGUUAACUGCUCGUAUGUGAGUACAAUACAUGUGAGGAUUUUAAAGGAACAAAAAAACACUUUGAAGUGUCUCCUCUUCCUCUUCCUGUGAAACCUGAACAACCCAUCGAUGAUCUAAAUCAAAGACAAACACGUUUUAAACUUUAACCUUCAGAGUGACCUUCAUCAGACUGCUGUUCUCCUGACACAAGCUCCGCAAAGCUGUACCGGUAACUUCUAGAUCAGUCGAGGCCGUGAUCCUCGCCGCACGCUGCACAGAUUCACUACAUUUGAUUUUGCACAGAGUCGUUCUAAUCAGCUGCAGGAGGGGGGAGGUUUGCUUUCUAUGUUUCACUCUCUGCUCUGAUAUUUCACAGCACACAGGAGGAGGAGGGUCAUGUUUACGUUUCUAUCAGGUGUCACUGUUUUUAAAAAGCUCACUGUUUAAAGGGAGAGAAGAACUGUGAGGGGUUAAAUGUAGAUUUGUUCAUUAGGAGCGAGUAGAAGGGCUUCGUACUGUUGGUUUGAUCAAAGAGACUUUUUGCACAUUUUACAAAACGAGAGAAACAACAGAGGAGAAUAAAAGCUGCACGUUCUCUUCACUGCUCCACUGAUCGACUAAUUUAGUAUUUUUUUAUUUGCACAGUAAGGGAAAA